AUGGAAGAGGGUGGGGUGAAGACGGAGCCAGCAUUGUCGGCAGAGGCGUUCACGUUACCAACACAAUCAGGAGAUAGUACAGGUCCAGGCGGGCAACUACAGGAAGGGCCGGACACUGGGAAUUCCAACGAAGACCAUUCCUCGCCGAACGAGCUUUCAGAACAUUCGAACGCGGACACGCCGAUCCAAGCGCAUGGUGACGCGUCGACGAGCUCGAGAGAUCGCUCCGAUGACGAUCUCGUCGACGGCGUCGAACUGCUCCUCGAAGAAAAGCUAGAAAUCGCCGAAUUCGUCAAGGCCAAUCCAGCGACUGCGAGAGCCCUGAUUCGAGAAAACUUCACCGCCAAAUUCGGAAAACAAAUCGAUCUCGACGAGAUUGACAACAUCAUCGCUAUGGAUCCACACGAGUUAGCUUCCGAUGGAAUGACCCCAAGUCCGAAGUCAGGAAAACUGUCGUUUCCAAAAGGCGGCCCGAGAACUCCCGAGAUAGAAAAGUACGUGCUCGGUCUAUUUGAAGAAGCAGAAGCGAAGGAAGAGAGCCUCUCUGGAUCGGCACGUUUCCUCGCGCGGCACGAUAAAAAAGUUUCCCAAUCCAGCGCGGACAAGGACUCCAAGCCGGAGGUCCGCACGCGGAACCAAUUUUCGCUCUGCGAGAAACAUGAAGUCGCCAAGUACUUGGUGCAGAACCCGAAUAUGCUUGCUAAAGAUAUCGCGCUGCUCUUCUCCGAGAAGUUCAAAAAACCGCUCACUGCUGACACCGUCCGGCGAAUCAAGUCGGAAGGCGAUAAACUCCUAGACGAGUCCCUCGCCAACGACAAUCGAUACAAGAACAAGUCGAAAUCGUCCAACUUCCCCGAAAUCGAGCAGGUCAUGCUUGCCGUCAUGGAUGAAGCCGAGAAGCAGAAAAUGACGCUCACUUCCGGCUACAUUCGGAACAUGGCGCUAGAAUUGGCGAAGCAGCUUGGAAUUGAGAAUUUUAAUGCUUCUCAAGGAUGGCUUCAGCGCUUUCAGAUGCGACAUGGGAAGAAACUCGAUGAUGGCCGAAAAUUGCGACAGAAUCGACCGAAACCAUCGCCGUUUGUUCGAUUGACAUUUGGAGAAAAACAUGAAAUCGCGAAUUUUAUGAAAGAAAAUCCCGGAAUGCAGCUCAAGCAGUACGCAGAACUAUUCACUAAAAAGUGGAAUCGGAAUGUGACGGAAAGGCAAAUCAUGGGGACGAAGGAAAACAUCGACAAAUGGUCAAUGGAGCAGUACAAGGGCUCGAACCAAAGCUACGAAAAAAUCACGCGAAAACCCCGAACUUGUCUGUCCAAGUCUGAGCGCGAAGAAAUCGCCACCUUCAUCAGCCAAAACAGUGGAAUGACGCUGGAAGAGACGGCGCGAAUUUUCUCGGAAAAGUGGAGCAAGGACAUCAACAGAACGCACAUCGCUUCCGCCAAGCGAAUGAUCCAGAACUUACAAAACAUGAUCAACAACGACAUUACGAACGUGCUUGGCCAGAGCUCCAACGAUCAUCACAACGACUUGCCGACCAUGGCUGGCCAUCUUCCGUCAACCAACGGGCUUAGCUCGAAUGACAAAGUCAACAACAAUUUGGAUCAAUUCCCGCUCCUCUCCGGCAUGCGCAACGAUAUUAAAACCGAGACGGCGAUCGACAGCUUGUCGAGCGCCGCAAAAUCGGAUGUUUUGGGCAACUCGCAUUUGUCGUCGCACGCCACCGGCGGCCUCGAUCUUUAUUCACACUUCAUGUCAAACCCUCAAAAAGAUCCUCGCGACGAUGGCACUUCAAACUUGUUUCAAAAGUCUUCUUUCCCUGACACAGGCCCUCUUUCUUUCUCGAACUCCUUGAACCACAAAAUUUCUUCUAGCUCUGGAGUGAACUCUGACUUCAACAACCUAACCUCAAGCUCGCUGGGCGCAAGCUCGAAUCCGCUCGAUUUGAUUAAGUUGCCAAGCUCGUCCGCGCCGCCCAACCCCUUUAUCCAGAACCAGCUGUUCGGGCAGCAUCAGCUCAACCAGGAGCCGAGUAGCUUCGGCGGCUUGGGACCCAACCAGGCCGGAGCAAAUGCGCUCGGGCAGCAGGUUCCUGGACAGUUUAUCACGUGCCCGCAGUGCUAUCGACAGUUUGACUCAGGUCCUGUUUUCUGGUGCCACUUUAGCAUGGAACACUCAAACUUGCUCAACCCCUUUAACUCGUUGAACCCGCUGAAUCAGCUCGGCUCCGCUGCGUCCACUCAAGCCAACCCGCUAUCGCCUCACGGGGGAGCGCCGCUAGGCAGUGCCUCGCUCAACGGGCCGCUCAACCCCCUCGGCCUCGGCAGCCAGGGCGCAACUGACAACUCCCUCCUCGCCGCCGGCAUGGGAGGUCACCUGCCCGGACAGCUAAGCGAGACGUCCCAAGGCAGCGACCCUAAUCAAACCCAAAAUUAUCUCAAUACAGGCUUCGGCUUACCUCAACAUAUCUAA
Messenger RNA from Oikopleura dioica, 2466 nucleotides. The record is from the annotation of a GenBank genome assembly. Lineage: Eukaryota; Metazoa; Chordata; Appendicularia; Copelata; Oikopleuridae.